GCAAAGCAAGGCGAGGCCAGAAGGUACCAGACAGACAGCUAGAGUGAGACACAGACAGGGGGAAGACAGAGAAAAAGACCGUCAGUCAGACAGACAGACAAUAAGUAGAGACUGAUGUUUUCUGGAAUUAUUCAUUAAAUUAACAUCAGAAGCAGGAGUUAAUAACAAGAAGACUGAGGAGUUGCUACAGCGCUACACGAUGCCAGGAUGGCGCCUCUGCUGCCCCCUGUUGGUUCAGAGGUCUUCAGACGCUUCACUCCAUCCUCGUUGGAGGAGCUCCUUAAACAUCACAAACUCGUGGAGAAGGAGCAACAGAGCAGGAAGGAGAAGAAUAUAGAGAUAGCGGAGGAAGAUCUUCCUAAGCCAGCCAGCGACUUAGAGGCCGGAAAGCCUCUCCCAUUCAUCUACGGAGACCCACCCCCUGGACUUUUGAACACACCAUUGGAGGAGCUGGAUCCUUUCUACAAAUCACACAAGACGUUCAUCGUCCUCGGUAAAGGAAACAUCAUCUAUCGGUUCAAUGCUGAGUCAGCCUGUUACCUGCUCAGUCCAUUCAACCCUCUGAGGACUGUCGCCAUCCGGAUCCUAAUCCACUCAUUAUUCAGUUUGUUCAUAAUGGUAACCAUUCUGGCCAACUGUGCCUUCAUGACUCUGAGUGACCCUCCAGAAUGGAUCAAAACUGUGGAGUACGUGUUCACUUUCAUCUACACGUUUGAAGCAACGAUCAAAGUUCUGUCCAGAGGAUUCUGUGUCGGUGGUUUUACAUUUCUGAAGGACCCAUGGAACUGGUUGGACUUCAUGGUCAUCAGCAUGGCAUACCUGACAGAGUUUGUAGAUUUGGGAAACGUUUCUGUGUUGAGAACGUUCAGAGUCCUUCGAGCUUUGAAGACGAUCACAGUCAUUCCUGGCCUGAAGACGAUAGUCGGAGCUCUCAUCCAAUCAGUGAAGAAGUUGGCUGACGUCAUGAUUCUGACCGUCUUCUGCCUCAGCGUCUUCGCUCUGAUUGGUCUGCAGCUUUUCAUGGGAAACCUGCGGCAAAAAUGUGUCCUGAUCUCACCAUUGUUGCUUAGUAACAACAUCUCUGACUCUAUCAUUGGUACUGGGUACCAUGGCGACAACAACACCAAAAGUAACCAUACAGGAAGGGGUGACUUUGAUUACUCCGAGCACAUCAAUAACCCAGAGAACUACUACUACCAGCCAGGUCAACUUGAUGCUCUGCUGUGUGGUAACAGCUCUGAUGCCGGGGUCUGUCCUGAGGGUUACGUCUGUCUAAAAGCUGGGAGAAACCCAAACUACGACUACACCAGCUACGACUCGUUUGGUUGGGCCUUCCUGUCUCUGUUCAGACUGAUGACCCAGGACUUCUGGGAGAACCUGUUCCAGCUGACCCUGCGAGCGGCCGGUAAGACCUACAUGAUGUUCUUUGUGGUGGUCAUCUUCCUCGGCUCCUUCUACCUCAUUAACCUCAUCCUGGCGGUGGUUGCAAUGGCGUACGCUGAGCAGAACGAGGCCACCAUGGCCGAGGCCAAGGAAAAGGAGGAGGAGUACGCUCAGAUCCUGGAGAUGCUGAAGAAUAGAGAGGAGGAGACGGCCCGCAGGGCACAACUCUCAGAGGAACAACAUACAGCACCACAGAAGACGACUUCUUCUGCAGAAAUAAAGGGCCAUGAGCAAGAACACACUACCAUGGAAGACUUUGCAGACGACCAGAGGCCGUGCCCUUCAUGUUGGUAUGUCUUCUCUGACAUCUUCCUGAAAUGGAACUGUUGUGGCUGCUGGCGGCGGCUCAAACAGUUCCUCUACAUCGUUGUCAUGGACCCUUUCAUUGACCUCGGCAUCACCAUCUGUAUCGUCCUCAACACCGUCUUCAUGGCCAUGGAGCAUUACCCCAUGACUGAGGAAUUUGAGGAGCUUCUGAGCAUUGGGAAUCUGGUCUUCACAGGGAUCUUCACAGCUGAGAUGGUCCUUAAACUUCUGGCCAUGGACCCUUACUACUACUUCCAGGUGGGUUGGAACAUCUUUGACAGCAUCAUUGUCACCAUGAGUCUUGUGGAGCUGGGAUUGGCUGACGUUCAGGGCCUGUCUGUGCUGCGCUCCUUCCGAUUGAUGCGAGUCUUUAAGCUGGCCAAGUCGUGGCCGACCCUCAACAUGUUGAUCAAGAUCAUUGGGAACUCGGUGGGAGCUCUGGGGAACCUAACUCUGGUCCUGGCCAUCAUUGUCUUCAUCUUCGCAGUUGUUGGCAUGCAGCUGUUCGGGAAAAACUACAAAGAGUGCGUCUGUCGCAUUUCACUUGACUGCGAACUUCCCCGCUGGCAUAUGGACGACUUCUUCCAUGCCUUCCUCAUCAUCUUCAGGAUCCUGUGUGGCGAGUGGAUUGAAACCAUGUGGGACUGCAUGGAGGUCUCAGGUCAGACCAUGUGUCUGAUUAUCUUCAUGAUGGUCCUUGUCAUCGGAAAUCUUGUGGUCCUGAAUCUCUUCCUCGCUUUGUUGCUGAGUUCAUUCAGUGGUGAUAAUCUUGCGGCUCCAGAAGAAGAAGGAGAAAACAAUCUUCAGAUUGCCAUUAACAGAAUCAGCCAGGCUGUGGCUUGGGCAAAGAAAUGGAUCCUGGAACAAUUCUGGACUCUCACUGGAAAGAGGAACCACGUUAACCCAGACCCCCUCGGGGUUGACAUUAAAGAAGACAACAGGACGACACAGGAGAUUUUACCUUUGACCUUAGUGACUUUGGGCCAGCCUUUGUCAAAGGUCAAGUCCCUUGACUAUUACCAUGGCAACAUGGUCCCUAUUGCAGAGGCCGAGUCUGACCUAGAGACGCCCGACAACGAUGAAGAGGAAGAAGAUGAGGAGGAAGAAACGCAGUCCCAUUGUGAUGAGUCAUCGGUUUGCAGCACGAUACAGAAACCUCCUGAAGCUCUUGAAGAUGCAGAAAAAGAAGAGCAUGAAGCAAACAGCCCUGAGGACUGUUUCACAGACGAUUGUUACAGACGCUGCCCAUUCCUAGACAUAGACACGUCCCAGAGCAGAGGGAAGGUGUGGUCUAACAUCAGGAGUACCUGCUUCUUCAUCGUAGAACACAACUACUUUGAGACCUUCAUCAUUUUCAUGAUCCUGCUGAGCAGUGGAGCUCUGGCGUUUGAGGACAUCUACCUGGAGCAGCGGCGGGUCAUAAAGACGAUCCUGGAGUACGCAGACCAGGUGUUCACCUACGUGUUUGUGGUGGAGAUGAUUCUAAAGUGGGUCGCCUAUGGAUUCAAGACUUACUUCACCAACGCAUGGUGCUGGCUCGACUUCCUUAUUGUAGAUGUGUCUCUAGUGUCACUCACAGCAAACAUCUUGGGAUACUCAGAGCUGGGAGCCAUCAAGUCACUGAGGACUCUGAGAGCUCUAAGGCCACUGAGGGCACUGUCUCGCUUUGAGGGCAUGAGGGUGGUGGUAAAUGCUCUUGUUGGAGCCAUCCCCUCCAUCUUCAACGUGCUCCUGGUUUGUCUGAUCUUCUGGCUCAUUUUCAGUAUCAUGGGAGUGAAUAUGUUUGCAGGAAAGUUUUAUCAUUGUUUCAACGAGACAUCUGCAGAGAUGUUUCUCCCUGAAGACGUCAACAACAGGAGCGAGUGCAUCGCUCUGAUAAAGGCAAAUUUCACGGAGGUGCGCUGGAAGAAUAUAAAGGUCAACUACGACAAUGUGGGGAUGGGAUACCUGUCACUGCUGCAAGUGGCUACUUUUAAGGGCUGGAUGGACAUCAUGUAUGCAGCUGUGGACUCCAGAGACGUGGAGUCCCAGCCGUUAUACGAGGCCAAUUUGUACAUGUACCUAUACUUUGUCAUCUUCAUCAUUUUUGGCUCCUUCUUCACCCUCAAUCUUUUCAUCGGAGUCAUCAUAGACAACUUCAACCAGCAGAAAUCUAAGUUAGGAGGAACAGAUCUUUUCAUGACAGAGGAGCAGAAGAAAUACUACAAUGCUAUGAAGAAACUCGGUUCUAAGAAACCUCAGAAACCGGUUCCACGACCCGAGAACAAGUUCCAGGCUUUGGUUUUUGACCUGGUGACCACACAGCUUUUUGACAUCUUCAUUAUGGUCUUGAUCUGCCUCAACAUGGUGACCAUGAUGGUGGAGACAGAUGAGCAGAGCAAGGAGAAGGAGAUGAUCCUGUACUGGGUCAACCUUGUUUUCAUCAUCGUCUUCACUACAGAGUGCUCUCUAAAGAUGAUCGCUCUACGGCAGCACUACUUCGCUGUCGGAUGGAACAUCUUUGACUUUGUUGUUGUCAUCCUGUCCAUUGUAGGCCUUCUCCUUGCUGACAUCAUAGAGAAAUAUUUCGUUUCUCCCACGCUGUUCCGUGUUAUCCGAUUGGCUCGCAUCGGCCGAGUCCUUCGUCUCAUUCGUGGAGCCAAGGGGAUCCGGACACUGCUGUUUGCCCUGAUGAUGUCACUUCCUGCCUUAUUUAACAUCGGCCUGUUACUCUUCCUGAUCAUGUUCAUAUUUUCCAUCUUUGGCAUGUCUAACUUUGCAUAUGUGAGGAAAGAGGCCAUGAUUGACGAUAUGUUUAACUUUGAGACAUUUGGGAACAGCAUGAUCUGUUUGUUUAUGAUCACCACGUCGGCUGGGUGGGACGGUCUGCUUAAUCCCAUCAUGAACACACCACCGGACUGCGACCCCAAUUUGGAGAACCCUGGAUCCAUGGUCCGCGGAGACUGUGGCAGCCCAGCAUUAGGCAUCGUCUUCUUCACCACCUACAUCAUCAUGUCCUUUUUAGUUGUGGUCAACAUGUACAUCGCUAUCAUCCUGGAGAACUUCAACGUGGCUACAGAGGAGAGCGCUGACCCGCUGUGUGAGGAUGACUUUGAGAUGUUCUAUGAAACAUGGGAGAAGUUUGACCCUGACGCUUCUCAGUUCAUACAGUACAGCAAGCUGUCAGAUUUCUGCGACACUCUGAAGGAUCCUCUGAGGAUUGCCAAACCCAACACCAUUAAACUGAUCCACAUGGAUCUGCCUCUGGUUCCUGGAGACAAGAUCCACUGUUUGGACAUCCUGCUGGCUCUCACUGCACAGGUUCUGGGUGAUUCAGGAGAGAUGGACGCUCUCAAAGCUAGCAUGGAGGAGAAGUUCAUGGCCAAUAAUCCCUCUAAGGUGUCCUAUGAACCGAUCAGCAGCACUCUGCGGAGGAAACAGGAAGAGAUGGCAGCAAUGGUGAUCCAGAGAGCUUACAGGAAACACCUUCUAAAGCGGACCGUCAAAUUGGCCUCGUACAAAUACCGAGAGAAGAUGGAGGGGAGGCGAGACAUGUUGUCGCCCUCUGAGACUGAAGGAGUUCUCUAUAAACGUAUCAGUCAGCUGUACGGAGACAGCAAGGACACAGAGGAGCCCAGAUCAGGGGUUUCAGGUGAGGGUCCUCUCACCCGGGUGGAGCUUCAGAGCGAGUAUCUCCUCCAUGCUGCACCUACCCUCAAUACUUCCAACUUCCUACCUGAUGAGAACCUGAGAGAAUCCAUCGUCUGAUGUUUGACAUCUUUCUCCUCGUUGCCCUUUGUAUGACCUCACCUGUCGGAG
Messenger RNA from Gasterosteus aculeatus aculeatus (three-spined stickleback), 5547 nucleotides. NCBI's taxonomy places the organism in Eukaryota, Metazoa, Chordata, Actinopteri, Perciformes, Gasterosteidae. The record is from RefSeq and is a predicted model, not a curated record.